Anopheles merus is the source of this 4096-nucleotide messenger RNA. RefSeq lists its product as uncharacterized. Lineage: Eukaryota; Metazoa; Arthropoda; Insecta; Diptera; Culicidae. The coding region runs from base 1212 to 3824 and encodes 870 amino acids. The transcript is spliced from 8 exons. The record is from RefSeq and is a predicted model, not a curated record.
GUAGCCCGGCCUUUAAAAUUUUGUUGCUUAGCACACUCAUAAUCAACAAUACUUUGUUUAUAUUUAAGUAUUCUGUGAAAGACUUAGUCAAUGUUUCCUGGGUAUGGUCGACUGCUAUUAGAUAUUUUGUACAUUUGCUUCUUUUUAAAUGCUGCCUCUAACAUUAAUUAAAGUGUAUAUUCUAGCUAAUCAUUUGGUCACUCACGCGUCGUGAUUAACAGCCGAGGGUGAGCUUAGUAGUGCCACUACUUCUAAGAACUGUUGAAGUGCUGGCCGCAUACAUGAUUGUUGUGCGGUAGAAUACGCUCGAUGGGCAAAUUUGCGCACCUAAUUAGAUUCUGCACAGCAAACUAUAUUUUGAGGACAGGAUAGGAAUUGGAUAUGGGAAAAUAUUUAUCUUAUGUUUUCGAAGAAAAUGUUGGUCAAUAGAAUAUGUCUUCUGUGACCAGCGCUUGAAGGUGAAAACUAAAAUAGUCAGUAACCAAAUGAGAAAUUGAGUGCAUUAGAUUCAUACAAAUAUUCUUCCUACCAGUACAUCUAAUCCAAAAUUGUAAUCAUAUCGAGAUCCUACACUAGGUAAUCUUGACUAGGACACUACAUGAUGAUAGGGCGAGGUCACUCUUCUUGGUUCGCGAAUGCAGCGGGCAUAAUGCUGCUCGAAUCGCAGGGAUCUUCGCAGCUGGUUGGAACACGACGGAGUCGAGCAACACAUUUAAUAAAUGUAACAAUAGUGAAAAUAAUGAUAAAAAUAGUUUAUGACAAUAAUAAUACUCUUUUGCAUAAUAUUUCUCUAACAUUCUAAUGAUUCAUUUCUACAGAUGAAUACGUAAUUUAUAGAAGACAAUUUAUCCAACAUAACAUUAAGGUAUGAUGUUUGUAGUAUCUAUGGAUAGAUAAUGAUCUCGGUAGCGAUGAUGAUAUUCCAAUCGCCGUUUGUUCAUAAUUGUUUCUGCUUUACGCUGACGCUUGAACGAUGUUUAGCAGUGGGGAGAGUUCGAGUGGUUUUGCAAACUUAUCUGCUGAUUUGUGGAAUACGCUCACCAACACUAGAACAGCAGUGUAGAUAAAAGCGUGUGAUGGUUGCUUUCCUAUUUAAAGAUGGGAAGUUUGUUACAGCAAGACAGUUUGGUUGACGCUGUUAAAGCAAACGUAUAUCAACAUCACGUUAACUUUUGUAAACUUGCGAAUAUUUAAAGUGUAUUACCAGUAUAAUGUACAAUCAAGACGAGCUUGAGGCUCCGGGUUGGUUGAACGACGAGUUCUUCCGUGAUGUGAUGCGCGAAUCAAAUAACGAUCCAACGAUCGAGUUAAUAAAGUCAUGUGUUUUACGUCCGGGCACCAAUAAAGGGGACCAUUACGCUAGUGUCAUGUUUCGCACGACCGUCACCUAUCGAUCCCAGCGUUCAAAUGAAGAGAUGUCGGUCAACAUCAUCAUGAAAACGAAGCCAGAAGCUGACGGAUUGAAGAAAGAGCUUUUGGAUGACGAUGGAUUGUUUGCGAUUGAAAUUGAAAUGUACAGCAAGGUUCUUCCGGAGAUGACAAGAAUGUUAAAAGAGAUAGGAGAAGAGUACAAAUAUCCUCGAUACAUUUACGGUGCGUUGAAGCCCCGCACGAUCCUGAUUUUGGAAGAUAUUAGUGACCAGGGAUGGGUGAUGGGCGAUUUCAUCAGCACGUUGGACGAUAUGAAGCCAAUAGUAAAGGAUAUUGCUAUGUUUCACGCUGCGUCCGUGAUGUUGGAAAGCGCUGACUCAACAUUUGCUGAAAGACACACUUAUUCAAUGGGGGACAAGUUUAUAGGGUUUGAAGGUAUGAUCACCAAGGGCUUUGGGGAUCUGAUGCACCUCACAAAGAGGUAUCCGGAGUUUGCACACUUUGCAAAGCCAUUGCAAAAGUUCCAGGAUAAUAUACGUGAUCUUUACGUAUCAUUUUACAACCAUUCGAAGACGUAUCAAAACGUGUUGAUACAUGGAGAUUUUCAUAGUAAAAAUAUGCUGCACAAAAUCGAUGCUGAAGGACGACACACCGAUACGAUACUGCUUGAUUAUCAGAUCUGUUGCUGGACCACACCGGCGGUUGAUUUGUACUAUCUACUGGAUAUGAUACCGACUCAAGAGGUGAAGGACAAACAUCGGUCUGAGUUGAUAUAUAUGUAUUAUCAACAGUACAGUGAUUUACUGAAGCGGCUAGGAUAUCUUGGGAAAAUACCGUCCUUGCUGGAUUUGCAGAUAGAGCUUCUACGGUAUGCUUCGCUAGAGCUAAUCCACUACGCAAUCUUUAGUUCGUUCCGCUACAUGGAUCAAACAGCGAUCGAUAUUGAGGCUUUGCUUAAGGGAGAGCUAGAUAAUCCCGUCCUCAACAAUCCAGAGUUCAAGAAGCUAAUGCAUACCGAGCUAACGCGCUUCCUACAUCAAGGCACACUAUCAACAGCCGACACGCCGGGCUUAGAUUGGAUGCGUUUAUUUUGCGGGACCAGUUGUAAAGCAACAUCGCGAUUGAUUGUGUGGGCCAGUCACAAUUUCGGGCCGUUCGACCGGUUAUCGCGUUGCCGCACCUGUACGAGUGAGAUUAUCGCCGGAGGGUUUACCGCAAUCAUGACGGAUCCGGCGCCGGGACUGGAAUGGAUUGAUCGGGAAUAUUUUACGCGCGUACUGGAAACAUACCUUCAUGCAGACGUUACGGUGCAGCGGUACGAACUGGCUGCCGGAUGCCCGGACGGGCAGAAUUUCAUGAGUGCCAUUGUGCGUGCUACCGUAGACUACACGCUAGCAAGUGCGGAACCGCAGGGCCGCACGGAGAAGGUGUCGUUAAUUGUGAAAACGAAGUUAGCAAACCCGGAGCUUGCUGAAGGCGCGGAUCAGCUCAACGUGUUCGGUAUAGAGAAAACCGUAUACGGACCGGUGCUGAAAGCGGUACGCGAGCUCCUGACCAGCUACGGUGAUUGUACACAGUUUGCUCCGCGCUUUAUCUACGAAGAUGAGCACGCACUAGUUCUGGAGGAUUUGGCUGUCAAGGGCUACCGGCAACCGGACCGACGGGCACGGCUAGAUGAGCCCCACCUGCGGCUGGCGGUGAAGAAGUUGGCCAAAUUUCACGCAGCUACAGCUGUGCUUUGGCGCAAGAAUCGUGACCUAUUCAGCGUGCUUGCUAGUAGCAGCUUCGCCAGCGAGGGUAAUCCCGUCCAUCUGUUCUACGCCAACGCGAUUCAGCAUUGCAUCGAUCAGACGGAGAAGGUGCCCGAGCUGCGACGGUACACUGAUGACCUUCGUUCAUUUCUGGAGCACGCCAUUGAAAGGGAGGCGAAAAGCUACGAACGCGACGAAACGUGCUUCACCGUGCUGAACCAUGGCGAUAUGUGGUUGAACAAUCUGCUAUGGAAGUACGACACGGAAGGGACGGUUAGCGAUGUGAUCAUGGUGGAUUACCAGGAGAGCUUCGCCGGCUCGCCCGCAUUCGAUCUAAACCACCUGCUGUACUCAUCCGCCAAUAGUGAGAUCCAGCGGGCCGGGUUUGAGGAGCUGGUGCAGCUGUACACCGACGAGCUGCGAGAUGCACUGCACCAAUUUAAAUACGACGGUCCGCUGCCGGAUCUGGCACGCGUCCAGUCGGAAAUGGCAACCAAACGCGACCAUGCGCUGAUCGUAACGACGUGCAUUGUGCCACCACUGAUACUGGAAAACAGCGAGCUGGCCACGCCGGAGAACAUGCUCGGCGAUCACGAGGAGGCGAUUCGCGCCCGGGAAGAGAUAUUCAGCAACCCAAAGUUUAUUGAAAUUCUUUCCAUUCUGCUACCGCGUCUCAUGGCGACCGGGCCCAAUAAGGGUUGACACGGUUCUGUCUAUGAUUAAACACCCACAAGAUGUGUUCCACUUGGAAUCCAAGGGUAUUGGCCAGUAUUUCUAGACGUAGACGUUUCUUUGUGUUUAGACCAUUGAUUUCCGGCUGAUGCAUCGUGCCGUAAUACACAAUAAAAUAAAUUAUGUCACGUAUUUGGUUUGCAUAGAGCUGCAGGCUUGGACGAAACAUUGGACAGUUUCGACAAACCGUUGGAAGCAGUGUGCGUUAUCAGCUUGGUGUUGUUAUUAUCAGUAAUUCCUUC